AGAUAAUAUCAAUUCAGUGUGUUCUGGAUACAAUUUUAAUUUAACAACUUAGAUAACGAGAUAAAACAGUCGUACCAAAGAAAAUUAAUUAUUCCAAACGUGUUUUAUAUCCCAAGGGGCCGAACCCCCAAAGAGAGAAAAUAGCUCAGAGAAAGAGAGAGCAAAGAAGUUCAAACCCUCGUCAACGAGGUUCGGAAGUCAGUCUUAAAAUCGAUUUCGAAGUGAACGGUCGCUCGUUCGUACGUUCGCGGUGCAACCCGUCGAACCGUCCAGUUAAGUCGCGUGUGAAAAUGAUUCGGCGGAAUUAUGGUUGCCAAAACGGCGAGGCCAGCGUUGGCCAUCAGAGUCCGACGGUUCACGACAAUGGCGUGGACGGUGGAGAACCCGAAGUUCCCAGCCGUUAUGCCGAGACCGAGUCGAAUAACCUAAUGGACGCAUUGGAGAUAGAGCGGAAGCGCAAUGCCUCACUAUCCUCUAAGCUAAGGAAAGUUAAAGCCAGAAACAGAGAGCUGAUGAGUUCCAGCGUUCCCGGAUCUACCCCUGGCCCUGGGUUAAGCCGUUUUCAGUCCACCAUGCGGGACGAUUCAAGACACACCGAAGCUGACUCAUUGUCAACAUCAAUGAACAAUCUCUCCUUUGCCACGCUUAAUAUCGCUCAAUGCAUACCCGUGGAGGGUGAAGAUGAGAUUGACAGGAGGACAUUUGAAAGUUGGCGUGAACUUCUAGAAGCAUCGAUGCAGCUCGUCGGAGUAACAGACGAAGGGACGAAAAUGAGCAUUUUUCGUAUCAAGGCGGGGCCAAAACUUCUGGAAGUAUUGGAAAACACGGGUUCCUCAUUCAGAACACCUUGCGACGUUACUACGCCGUACUCGAAUGCAAUGAGCCGUCUGGUGGACUAUUUCGGUUCGCGGGACUAUACACUGCUUCAUCGACAAAAACUUCGCUCGCUGACUCAAGGCGUAGGUGAAACAGAUGUCAAGUACGUCAAGCGCGUUAUUAACUUGGCAAAACUUUGUGACUACGACGAGAGCCAGGUUCUGGAGAAUGUAGCAGAUGUUAUUCAGUCACAUGCACUGAAUUUCAGCAUCCGGGAAAUCGGAAGAAAAAUGUUGAGAAAAGGAGGAACCAUUUCAGGUUUAUUGGAAAAGGUGCAGGCAGUGGAAAUCGCUAAGGUGAAUGAAGAGCUGUUUGCAAAAGCGCAUGCAUCACAAGUAGUUCAAGUCGCUCCGGUGUCUGUGCCUCACUCGACACAAGUUAGUCCGGCCCAUACAACCAACCGGUAUCCCGAAUAUGACCACCAGUACCAACCGCAAAAACGUGAGAACAACCAGCCAAGGUAUAACGACCAGCAGUUCGGAGCUAAACGAGGAGGUUUUCGUCGAGGAUCAUCUGUGCAGCCGAGACAAACGCCUUGUUGGCGCUGUUUUAGCCGGUACCACGGGGCUUCAUCCUGUUCAGCGAUUGAGAAAGUCUGUCGCGCCUGUCUUCGAAAAGGACAUCUAGCUCGAGCGUGCAACCAAUCGAAAGGACCAAUCAAGCGAAAGGUAACACCCGAGGAAGACAGCACAUUCGCUGGUCCGGCACCGAAGAAGAUAGCCAUGAUUUCCAAGGAGGAGCUAUCAGGAGAUCUCAAUGCAACAGAAGCUGUUGUCAAUGAUGUGCAAGGACCGAGACUGGAACAAAGAAAUAGGACUGACCGUGGGGCUUAUGUUCACGGAUAUGUCGCAGGGAUGCCUAUUCCAUUUCUUAUCGACUCAGGAGCCGAUGUGAAUACUAUCAACGGUGACAUUUUUCGAACAAUAAUGAACAAUGUUCAAUCUCGAGCAGCCAUCUUCGACGUAAAAACGGGUUCGGAUAAGGUGUUGAAACCAUACGCGACCAACGCCAACGUUGACGUUCUAGCUACCUUCGUAGCAGAACUUAAAAUUACUGAUGAUCGUCCUACGUUGCUGGAAAAGUUUUAUGCUGUAGAUCAGGCCAAAUCUCUUCUGAGUAGAAACACCGCACUUAGAUAUAGUGUUCUGCAAGUAGGUUUGAGUGUACCAAUAACGAAUGGUACCCACAUGGACUCCAGCCCUCUUCCUGGCGAGAUCUUUUCGGUUUCGGGAGCAGUAGAGUUCCCGAAAUUCAACAUUGCACCAGUCUCGCUGGCAUAUGACAAGAACAGGCCUCCAUCUCGAAAUAUUUAUACGAACAUACCACCAGCUUUCAAACAGGAAGCAAAGCGUAGGCUGGACGAACUCUUAUCUGCGGGGAUUAUCGAACCGGUCACCGAUAGUAUGGACAAAUCGUUCUGCUCUUCGUUGCUCGUCGUUCCGAAGGGAAAGGACGAUAUAAGACUGGUUGUGGAUUUACGGGGUCCGAACAAGAGCAUUAUCAGAACCCCUUUCAAAAUGCCUACUCUGGAAGCGAUUUUGGCUAAGCUACACGGCGCGACAUACUUUUCGACACUUGACCUAUCAAGUGCGUUUUUUCAUGUUGUUUUGGACGAGGGAUCUCGUCAUCUCACCAACUUCUUCGCUGGAGACGGGACCUACAGGUUCAGAAGGCUUCCGUUUGGUCUGACCAACGCUCCGGACAUCUUUCAGGAAGUCUGCCAGACAGUAAUUCUCUCCGGCUGCGAAGGGGUUGUCAAUUACUUGGACGACUUCCUAAUCUUCGGAAAGAACAAGAAAGAGCAUGACGAGAACUUGGAGAAGGUACUUCGUCGUCUUCGCGAGCACAAUGUAUGCCUCAACAAAGAGAAGUGUGUGUUCGGAGAGACAUCAGUGAGGUUCGUGGGAUUUACCAUGACUAGUGAUGGUCUCAUGAUCGAACAGGAUAAACUUAAAGCCAUCAAGAACUUCCGCCGACCGGAGACACAGGCCGAAGUAAAAAGUUUUCUUGGCCUGGUCAAUUUUGUAGAGCGAUUCAUCAUCAAUCGAGCAGAUAAAACUGAGAAAUUGAGAGAACUCGCUAAGUCGGAUACUUUUUAUUGGUCGGAUGCGGAGGAACAAGAGUUUCAGUUGCUGAAGGAGGACUCACUAACUUCAGUGCUCAAAUUGGGCUAUUUCUGCAGCGACGACGAGACAGAUGUGUUUGUGGACGCUUCGCCCGUCGGGCUCGGGGCAGUUCUUGUGCAAUACGACGAGGAUGGUAAGCCGAGAAUAAUCUCUUGCGCUUCAAAAGCCUUAACGGAGUCAGAAAGGAAGUAUCCACAAACUCAAAAGGAGGCAUUGGCCAUUGUUUGGGGUGUAGAGAGGUUUGCCUUCUAUUUGACUAGCAAAUCGUUUUCAAUAAGAACAGAUUCUGAGGCAAAUGAGUUCAUCUUUGGAGAGGGACGAAAAAACCAGUAAGCGA
Molecule: messenger RNA, 3339 nt
Organism: Aedes albopictus (Asian tiger mosquito)
Lineage: Eukaryota; Metazoa; Arthropoda; Insecta; Diptera; Culicidae
Exons: 5
Coding region: 291-3335 (1014 amino acids)
Biological process (GO): proteolysis
Molecular function (GO): aspartic-type endopeptidase activity; zinc ion binding; nucleic acid binding
Source: RefSeq, a predicted model, not a curated record